Messenger RNA from Adineta steineri, 846 nucleotides. The record is from the annotation of a GenBank genome assembly. Lineage: Eukaryota; Metazoa; Rotifera; Eurotatoria; Adinetida; Adinetidae.
AUGGAAUUAAUCCAGUUUCUAUGUUUACUUAUUAUCUUCUACAAUGUUUCAGUUUCUCAACAAUUGUCGAUAAGAGCGAAUAGCCCGGCAACAACAACUAGAUCAACAUCAACAACGAAACGAACAACAAAAUCAACUUCAACAACUAGAUCAACAACAACAACGAAACCAACAACAAGAUCAACAUCAACAACCAGACCAAUCACCACAACAUCAAACAAUGUCUCGAAUGCUUCAAAUCCAUUAGCACCUAGUCGUCUUGAAUCAAUCAAAAACUCGUACAGUGAAUUGAAUCUUCUAUCAAAAACAAAUCCAUCAGAUUUUAUUUUUGAUUUUGAUAAAGCAGUAACAGGUGUUUCAACAGGAACAGGUGGUCGAACUGUUUCGGCAACUGCAGCAAAUUUCCCUGGUUUAAUUAAUCAUGGCAUAGCAAUGACAAUUGGUUUUUUAGGCCCAUGUGGUAUUAAUCUUCCACAUACACAUCCAAGAGCAACAGAAAUCAACUUUUCAGUUGAUGGUGAUUUUCAAAUUGGAUUUUUUCAAGAAAAUGGUGCUAGUUUUAUUAUGAAUGAAAUACAUAAAAAUCAAGUAGCUGUUUUUCCUAAAGGUGCUAUUCAUUUUGAACAAAAUCUUAAUUGUGUUCCAGCAACAUUUGUUGCUGCAUUUAAUAGUGAAGAUCCAGGUGUAUUGACUAUUGGAAAUAGUUUUUUUGGUUCAUUACCAGCAACAGUUGUUGGUGCAUCACUUGGUGGAUUAAACAUAACAACAAUAGAAGAUAUUCGUGUACAUCUUGUACAAAAUCCAUCGAUUGGAAUUGCUGAAUGUAAAAAACGUUGUGGUCUAUAG